Molecule: messenger RNA, 440 nt
Organism: Aspergillus ruber CBS 135680
Lineage: Eukaryota; Fungi; Ascomycota; Eurotiomycetes; Eurotiales; Aspergillaceae
Exons: 1
Coding region: 85-333 (82 amino acids)
Source: RefSeq, a predicted model, not a curated record
UAUCAGUGGAUCCACGCCUAGCAGGUACGGAGGUACGGAGAACUGUAUGGCCACCGGUUUCCCUGGCUCGCGGCUUCUCCCGUCAUGUUGCACAUGUCUCUCUACCUGUUUAGGAUAUCUGAAUCAUUUCUGGGUUCCUUUCAGGUUGUCUUAAUUGUCUCCGGAUCCACCACCUUGUCCCCGAGUCUACGGAGUCGGUUGAGUCUUCUAUAUCGAGUACUCCUGUCCGGAAUCUACCCAUAUAAAAGCACUCAAGAUGCUACUGUCCAUCCCACAUUCUCUGGGUCCAUCUUAUCAAUUGGAUCCAGGAAGUAUACGAGUCAAUCCGGAUGACACCAGGAAUUGAUUAAUGUAACGAUCAGCAGGCCUACAACCUGUCGGGGUCUUAUUUGAAAGACCUCUCGGUCUACAAGAGGGUAUUCCAGUAUCGAUUUGGGGGU